Hyla sarda is the source of this 2612-nucleotide messenger RNA. It is a transcript of the gene ERCC2, whose product is annotated as ERCC excision repair 2, TFIIH core complex helicase subunit. The transcript has 24 exons. Gene Ontology annotation, cellular component: nucleus. Gene Ontology annotation, molecular function: ATP binding; damaged DNA binding; hydrolase activity, acting on acid anhydrides, in phosphorus-containing anhydrides. NCBI's taxonomy places the organism in Eukaryota, Metazoa, Chordata, Amphibia, Anura, Hylidae. The record is from RefSeq and is a predicted model, not a curated record. Gene Ontology annotation, biological process: positive regulation of mitotic recombination; transcription by RNA polymerase II; nucleotide-excision repair. Bases 146 to 2428 code for a protein of 760 amino acids.
CCUGAGUCGUUUCCUAUUGGUCGAACUUCCAGAAACAAACAAUGGCUGCUUCCCCGUCCUGAUCUCGUGCCGGAGACUAACGACCAACUUUACGGCGAGCCCGGGGGGCGGGGCCGGACCGAAGGAGGCGGAGUCUGCUGCAACAAUGAAGCUGAAUAUAGAUGGUUUACUGGUCUAUUUCCCCUAUGAAUACAUCUAUCCGGAGCAGUACUCCUAUAUGGUGGAGCUGAAGAGGACGCUGGACGCCAAGGGUCAUGGAGUCCUGGAGAUGCCAUCAGGGACCGGGAAGACGGUGUCACUGCUGUCACUGAUUGUGGCCUAUCAGAGGGCCUACCCUCUGGAGGUAACCAAGCUGAUCUACUGCUCUCGGACGGUCCCGGAGAUAGAGAAGGUGGUGGAGGAGCUCCGGAAACUGACGGAAUACAUUCAGUCCCAAACCAAAGAGAAGCUCAACUUCUUGGCUUUGGCCUUGAGCUCCAGACGUAACCUGUGUGUGAACCCAGAGGUCAGCUCUCUCCGCUUCGGUAAGGAGAUUGACGGGCGAUGCCACAGUCUGACCGCCUCAUUUGUGAGGACACAGAGGCAGCGGGACCCCAGCAUUCCCUCCUGCCGCUUCUAUGAGGAGUUCGAUGCCAUUGGCAGGGACACCCCUCUUCCUCCUGGGAUUUACAAUCUAGAUGACCUUCGGACUCUGGGAAGGCAGCGCGGCUGGUGUCCGUACUACCUGGCCCGCCAUGCUUUGGCGCAGUGUAACAUCAUCGUGUACAGUUACCAUUACCUUCUGGACCCCAAGAUCGCUGACCAGGUGUCCCGAGAACUGGCUAAGAAAGCGGUCGUCGUCUUUGACGAGGCUCAUAACAUCGAUAAUGUCUGCAUCGACUCCAUGAGCGUCACCAUCACGCGACGGACCCUGGAGCGCAGCCAGAACAACAUCGAAACCCUCAACACCGCCAUCCAAAAGAUUAAGGAAACUGAUGAGCAGAGGUUAAAACAAGAGUACGCCCGACUGGUGGAAGGUCUGCGCGAGGCCACGGUCGCCCGCGAGACUGAUGUUUACCUAGCGAAUCCAGUGUUACCCGAUGAAAUCCUGCAAGAGGCCGUCCCCGGCUGUAUCCGUAACGCGCUGCACUUCCUGGGUUUCUUGCGGCGCCUGGUCGGCUAUAUCAAGUCUCGUCUGCGUUCGGGACACGUGACCCAGGAGGGCCCGGCGGCCUUCCUGCGUGACCUUUACGAGAAAGUCUGCAUCGAACGGAAGCCGAUGAGGUUCUGCGCGGAGCGGCUGCGCUCUCUUACGAGGACGCUGGAGAUUGCAGACAUCACCGACCUGUCUCCUCUCGUCCUCAUUACCAACUUUGCCACCCUGGUCAGCACGUACACCAAAGGAUUCAUGAUCAUUAUUGAGCCAUUUGAGGAUCGGACGCCAACGAUCAGUAACCCCGUGUUACACUUCAGCUGCCUGGACGCCUCCCUCGCCAUUAAGCCGGUGUUCCAGAGGUUCCAGUCCGUCAUCAUCACAUCCGGGACUCUCUCCCCGCUGGACAUCUAUCCCAAAAUUCUGGACUUCCGACCCGUAACCAUGGCAACAUUCACAAUGACACUUGCCCGGGUCUGCCUGUGUCCGAUGGUCAUCGCCCGUGGAAACGACCAAGUAGCGAUGAGCUCAAAGUUUGAGACAAGGGAGGAUCUGGCUGUCAUGCGAAACUAUGGGAACCUUCUCCUGGAGAUGUCCGCCAUUGUCCCUGAUGGGAUAGUGGGAUUCUUCACCAGCUACCAGUAUAUGGAGAACAUAGUGGCCUCGUGGUACGAACAGGGAAUUCUGGAGAACAUCCAGAGGAACAAGCUGAUCUUCAUCGAGACCCAGGACGGGGCGGAGACCAGUGUGGCCCUAGAGAAGUAUCAGGAGGCCUGUGAGAACGGUCGAGGCGCCAUCUUACUCUCUGUCGCUCGCGGAAAAGUGUCUGAAGGAAUUGAUUUCGUCCACCACUAUGGCCGCGCCGUGAUCAUGUUCGGGAUCCCCUAUGUGUACACCCAGAGCCGGAUACUGAAGGCUCGCCUCCAGUUCCUGCGCGAUCAGUUCCACCUACGGGAGAACGAUUUCCUGACGUUCGAUGCCAUGAGACACGCCGCGCAGUGCGUGGGCCGAGCCAUACGUGGGAAGACGGACUAUGGGAUCAUGCUGUUUGCUGAUAAGAGAUAUGCGCGAUCCGACAAGAGGGGAAAGUUACCGCUGUGGAUUCAGGAACAUCUGGUAGAUGCCAACCUGAACCUGACGGUGGACGAGUGCAUCCACCUCUCCCGACACUUCCUGAGAGAAAUGGCACAACCAUUCCGCAGGGAGGACCAGCUGGGCCUGUCUCUGUUGACGUUGGAGCAGCUACAGUCCGAGGAGAUGCUGCAGAAGAUACAGGAGAUCGCCCAUCAAGUGUGACCAUUUCUUUCAACCUCUAAGACAGGCACCCUGGUUCAAAAACACUGUUGUCUCCUGGUUUUCCUCCAGUCCUGACUUGUGUCCAGGAUGUGACCUAUGAGGGGGGGCCCCUGUGCGGACCUCCUGCUGGCCCCCGAGGACGCUGUAUGUGUUUUUACAUACUGAAUAAAUCACAUUUCUUAUC